Molecule: messenger RNA, 1653 nt
Organism: Coprinopsis cinerea okayama7#130
Lineage: Eukaryota; Fungi; Basidiomycota; Agaricomycetes; Agaricales; Psathyrellaceae
Exons: 3
Coding region: 1-1653 (550 amino acids)
Source: RefSeq, a predicted model, not a curated record
AUGACAAGCACAGAAGCGCUCGGUGCGGGUAUCGCUGUGGAAUGUCCGGCUCUUUCUUUUGACACCAACUACCGCACAACAGCCGAUAUCGUCUGGAGCUGUCUCGUCACUGUUUUCGCCUGCACUUGGCUCUCUGUUCAUCCCAAUGUAUCCGGUCUCGACGCUUCAUGGCGGCAGCGCAUUCAACAACGUAUUUAUCUCAUGUUAUGGGGAAUAGCAGCACCCGAAUUCCUGGUCAUCUUCGCGUAUCGACAAUGGGCAGGAGCUCGCGAUAUUAGUGAACUCGUGCGGCGGAUUGUGAAGGAAGAGAAAAUCGAAAUUCCAGAACGUCAGUCAUGGACGCCAGCCCACAGUCAUUUCCUGCAGAUGGGAGGCUUUAUGUUUACCGAUCCAUCUUCCCCAAACUCCCGGGCAGAAUUCGUCGACAUCCACGAGCUGGCUACCAACAAUUCGGCUGACGCCGGGCGAGAAGCCCUACGCGUUGUCCUCCGUAAUGCACCAGCUGUGGAUGAGAUUUGGGACAGAAGCAAAGGAGACACGUUGUCGAAGGCAGUGGUGGCAGCACAAACGGCGUGGUUCUUGGCCCAAAUUAUCUCCCGGGGAGUACAGCACCUUACCAUCACCGAGCUCGAGGUGAUCACCCUAGCGUAUGCUGCGUUCAAUGGAGCGAUGUACGCCUUUUGGUGGAAUAAGCCACUGGACGUCCAAUGUCCCAUCGUAAUUCCGUCCAGUGGCAUAUCCAGACUUCGACCCUACCAACGUCAGAGCAUCUUCGAUACCGUCACGGGCCUAUCCAUCCAUUGGCCACAUGAUAGGUCCGGAAGUGAUUCCUCCGUCUUCUCCCUCACUUCACUUCCAACUAGCUUUCAGAGAGGUCGGGGUCGUGAAGGCCCCGACUGGAACCUUGGCCUGACUACACAUGGUCAUGCGAUCUAUUCCAUGUCGCCUAAUCGGCCGCUUCAGAUUGCUGAUAUUGCGAGACCAAGUAUCCUAUCGAGGUGGACACUUUUCUUCAGGACGCUUUUGCGUCGCGUAAUAGACUACAUCCACAAGCCUCUCGACAUUAUGCACCGUGUGUAUAUCCUCACCGGCUUCAAACGCCCUCGACAAAACUACCCGUUCACAAUCUUUGAUCAGGCCCAUGGAACCGAGUCUAAACGACAAGCGAGGCAGCCCUCCGCCAGCGAUCCCUCAGCAGUGCCCAUGUUCUACACCUAUUCCAGUGCACCAGACCACGCACCACGCUCUAUUUCAAUAUCCGCCUUGGCGAUGUUCCUGGCAUCGUGCUUUGGUGCUGUCCACUGCAUAGCAUGGUACUUUACUCGCCAAACCCUAGCGGAAACUUUGCUUUGGCGGAUAUCUGCUUUAUUAAUUUGCCUGUCCCCUGUCGUAUCGUGUAUCACUUUCCUCGUAGCCACGUGGUUCUCGUGGCUUCUGUAUGGGUCUGCACGAUGGUGGCACUUCCUCAUCGUGAAGAAGAUGUUAAUGAAGGUUCUGGCCCCUUUCCAUAACCAUGUUUUUAUUCCCCUUUUACUCCCUAGUUAUCUUAUCGCUCGAUUAAUUCUGAUAGCUUUGGCCUUUGCUCAGCUACGCAAGCUCCCGCCUACGGGACAUAAAACGGUAGAAUGGUCCGAAUUCUUACCCCAUGUAUAA